This is a messenger RNA of Archocentrus centrarchus (flier cichlid), 2531 nucleotides long. RefSeq lists its product as uncharacterized. The coding region runs from base 1286 to 2191 and encodes 301 amino acids. The record is from RefSeq and is a predicted model, not a curated record. Gene Ontology annotation, molecular function: ubiquitin-protein transferase activity. The transcript is spliced from 16 exons. NCBI's taxonomy places the organism in Eukaryota, Metazoa, Chordata, Actinopteri, Cichliformes, Cichlidae.
UUUAGUCACGUGAUACAUGGCUGGCGCUGGGCGGGAAGACAGAAGAACUAUGGCGGCCAGCAGUAACACUCCGGGGGCGGUAGGCGCUAAUUGUAAAACUUCACCAACGCUGGAGGCAACGACCACAACAACAAUCAUGGCGGCACCGAACGAGGGAUUUUCGCUAUACUUAGAGAGAGAGAGAGAGAGCAAGCGCUCGCCUGUCUGUGGCCUUUGAACACACGGAGACAAAUUUGGCAGAUAAUCGAGCUGAAAUUGUACGUUCAGCCAGGCGUUUACUGCAUUUACUGACAUCGCCUCAGGGACAUCCAAGCACAGCAAGUGAUGAAGCCACAGAUCAGGAUACAGGAGUAGAGCAACAUCGUGGUAGGAGUGAAAGUUCAGCUGCUCGGCCUGACAGACAAUCACUUCAAAUGGAAAUGGCCAGAACCUUUCCAGGAAUUUUUAAUAAAGGCAGAGGAAAGAGAUGCUUUUCAGCAACAAAUGUUAUACCUGCCAAAAAGAUAAAGCCCCUUGAAGUGUCUUUCUACUUGCUACCAAAGCAGUAUGACAAAACUCCAAGUGAGAAAGAGAAACUGAUCCAUAUGCAGGCAGGACUGGGUCCAAGGACUGCUCAUCUGGAUGAGAGCACAACAUAUGAAGAGUUAUGUGAUGCCCUCAAAGUUAUAUAUCCAAAGCUGAGAUCAAUUACUGGUGGAUGGCUGCUAUAUAAAUCAGCAGGAGGAUGGGGUAGCCGAAAACUCUCUCUUGUGUCACCUGAUGACACUGGAUACACAGGCAGACUGUUAAAGUCUGCAGGUCGUUUAGUCAUUGAUGUUGAUGGUGACCAGCCUGAUAUGGAUGGCUGUCAUCCUGCUGAGAUAAAAUCAGCAGCAAUACAGCCAUGUCCUGUUUGUAUGGAAAUGUUCUCCAGUAAAUGUAUUGAGGAACACGCAUCUAUGUGUGGGGAAAGUGUAGUGACUCAUGAAAAUGCCAUCAGUGAGGAAGAACAAUCAGCAAUGCCUGGACCAUCAACAACAUGUACAACUAUUACUGAGGACUGGUCCACUGUCAGUGACCCCAGCAAGGCCAUAUCUCAGUGUGCCGAUCAUUUUCUUCAUAUUCAUGCAAUGGAGAGUUCGUUAACUCUCAACAUGGAUAUUAGAAGAAGUCCUGCUGAACAGGACAUGGCCCUGAUUUCAUUUUAUAAACAAACAAAUGUAGAAUGGGCCCGUCCACUGAAGUGCAGACUUGAAGGAGAUACUGCUAUUGGAGAUGGUGUAACACGUUUUUUUUCUCAAUAUGCAUGGAGAAACUGAAGACUGGGUUUCAUAUCAAUUUCGCAAAUAGCAGUGUCACUCGGCUUUUUGAAGGAGAGCCAGGCCAUUUGGUCCCUUCAGCAUGUCACUUUCUUGUUGAAAGUGACAUGUUCCUAAUGGCUGGGAGAAUGAUGGGUCAUUCCUUUCUCCAUGGAGGGCCAUGUCUGUCAGGACUCAGCCCUGCUGUUGUGCAUGUCCUUCUUGGUGGGAAUCCUGAAACUUCAACAGUCACUCUGGAGGACUGCCCUGAUCUCGAUAUCCGCGACACAAUCAGGCUCUUGGAAGGGGAAUCGCAGCUUUCAGAAAAAGACAAAAUGCGGAUCCAGGAUUUGGGCUAUGCUUGGGACCUCCCUUCCGUGACCGAAAGCAACCGGAAAUGGGUUUUUGAAAAACUCCUAAUCCAUGCGGUAAUUGGACGAGUCACAAGACAGAUCAAGCAGCUGCGACGAGGUCUUAAAGAAACACCAAUGUGGACAGUGCUGACUCAGCGACCAGACACAGCAGCUUUGCUACUUCCAAAAGAGGGAGCAAGAAACAUCUGCCCUGAAGUUCUUCUGCAGCGCAUCACUUGGCCACAAGCAGACGAUGAUGAUGAUGAUGAUGAUGAUGACGACGACUGCUCAGCUGACAGCAAAUGUCGUGUGUCGGGUUACCUCCAGGAGUUCAUCACAAGAGCUACACCGACUGAACUGCUGAAUCUGGUGAAAUUCUGGACAGGCUGGGAGGUCCUGCCAACAGCUCUCUCUGUAGAGGUAACCACAGGAAGAUAUAUCACAGCCUCAACCUGCUUUGAGAUUCUGCGCAUCCCUUGCCACUACAAGGAUUACACUUCUUUCCAGAGUGACUUGCUUGCUUCUGUUUCCACCUGCCAAACAGGGUUUGGUUUACUGUGAAAGUACCAGCUGAUGUUUCAAUAAUUCAAAGUUUUAAAAAUAUUUUAUGUUCUGUUUAACUGUUUUUUAAAGGGUUUUUUAAAAAAAGUUUUAAAGAAGUCAUCUGGAGUACGUUUUGUAAAGUUGAUAUUUCAUCUUUUUACAAGACUCAGUCAAGUCAAAACUGGAUUUUCUUGUCUUGGAUAAGACGUGAAUUAGUUCUUUAUCAAAACCUGAAUAGCUGAUAAUCUUCACUGUUCUUAAAAUAAAACAAACUUACCACUUCAAGUACCAGAGCUGUAAAGGGUUCAGAAUUUUAAAAAGAGUCCUGAGUUUACAUUUGCUGGCUUGCAUGUUUGCU